Seriola aureovittata is the source of this 5389-nucleotide messenger RNA. It is a transcript of the gene has2, whose product is annotated as hyaluronan synthase 2. The record is from RefSeq and is a predicted model, not a curated record. Gene Ontology annotation, biological process: hyaluronan biosynthetic process; extracellular matrix assembly. Bases 709 to 2367 code for a protein of 552 amino acids. The transcript has 4 exons. Lineage: Eukaryota; Metazoa; Chordata; Actinopteri; Carangiformes; Carangidae. Gene Ontology annotation, molecular function: hyaluronan synthase activity.
GAGCCGCAGCAGCCAUAAAAGAGGCUCCACACACACAGUCGUCUGGAAGGAAUUAGACAGCUGAAACAGCGACAGAGAGACUUUUGGCCACUUCCCUGCGCGCUGUGUGACCUGGAUGCUCGGGGAAACUAUAGAAACAAUUUACCUACAUGCCCCUCCACAGAGCAAAAAUUACAAAUGAUCUGACUCAUAUUUGAUUAUUAGAGUCAUUGCUGGAAACUUUUUUUUCUUCCGAAUAUGGCUGACGCUGCCAAAGGUGAUGGCUUUUUUUGUAACUUUUUUGAAACUUUUAAAUAUGAAUGAAACCGUCAGAAGUUGAUGGAGAAUAAUAUUUAUCAUUUUUACAUAGUCUACUUUUUAUUUAUACUUUUUUAUAUGAAUGAUGCCAAAGUUGACUGACAUAAUGUUUGUAUUUGAACACCUCAGAUGCAUGUGGUGCAUAGUUAAUGACUGCAGACAGACUGUUCAAAACUAGAGAAGACAAGCACCCGUGAUUAUAUUUCAGCGACCAGUUGAGAGGAACGUGCACGAUUCUUUUUUUUUUUAAUUAAUGAGGAUAAUUUUAAGAGGAUUCAUGAAACUCUUUGCUCCACAAGUGUCCCUUGAAACCUUGUCGAGACUUUUUCUCCCCGUGGAGCGGUACCAGAGCCGCCGGAGUUGACCGCAUCCUUUAUCAAGGACAAACGAGAGGACGACAGCUGCUUCAAGAUGAGGUAUCAAAGAGUCCUCACCUACCUGCGGAUAUUCGGGACCACCAUGUUCGGCGUGUCCCUACUAGUAGGCAUCUCCACAGCCUACAUCAUGGGCUACCAGUUCUUCACAACAGCCCGCAACCACCUUUCCUUUGGCCUGUAUGGAGCCAUCUUGGUUGUCCACCUCAUCAUCCAGAGCCUCUUUGCGCUCCUAGAACACAGAAACAUGCGGCGGUCAUUAGAGACGCCGAUCAAACUGAAUAAGUCCUUGGCGCUGUGCAUCGCAGCGUACCAAGAGGACCCAAACUACCUGAGGAAGUGCCUGGUGUCGGUGAAGAGGCUGACGUACCCGGGGAUCAAAGUGAUCAUGGUGAUCGACGGGAACUCAGACGAUGACUUGUACAUGAUGGAGAUUUUUAAAGAGGUGAUGGGAUGGGACAAAUCGGCGACCUACGUAUGGCGGAGCAACUAUCACAACAGAGGGCCUGAGGAGACGGACGAGAGCUACGCCGAGAGCCUUCAGCAAGUCUCCAGGCUGGUGCUGAGCAGCAAGUGUGUGUGCAUCAUGCAGAAGUGGGGAGGGAAGAGAGAGGUCAUGUACACAGCCUUCAAAGCACUGGGGAGGAGCGUGGACUAUGUGCAGGUGUGUGACUCUGACACCAUGCUGGACCCGGCAUCAUCGGUGGAGAUGGUGAAGGUCCUGGAAGAAGACCCGAUGGUGGGAGGUGUUGGAGGAGACGUACAGAUCCUAAACAAAUACGAGUCGUGGAUCUCCUUCUUGAGCAGCGUACGGUACUGGAUGGCCUUCAACAUUGAGCGGGCUUGCCAGUCCUAUUUUGGCUGCGUGCAGUGCAUCAGCGGUCCUUUAGGAAUGUACCGAAACUCCCUCCUGCACGAGUUCGUCGAGGACUGGUACAAUCAGACCUUCAUGGGAUCCCACUGCAGUUUCGGGGAUGACCGUCAUCUCACGAACAGAGUUCUCAGCCUCGGGUAUGCUACCAAAUACACGGCACGAUCAAAGUGCCUCACUGAGACACCAAUUACGUACUUGCGGUGGCUCAAUCAACAGACUCGAUGGAGUAAGUCGUAUUUCAGAGAAUGGUUGUAUAACUCAAUGUGGUUCCACAAGCACCAUCUAUGGAUGACUUAUGAGGCUGUGAUCACGGGCUUCUUCCCAUUUUUCCUCAUCGCCACGGCGAUCCAACUCUUCUACCAAGGAAGGUUAUGGAAUAUUCUGCUAUUUCUACUCAUUGUGCAGGCAGUGGCACUGAUCAAGUCGUCAUUCGCCAGCUGCCUCAGAGGUAACAUCGUCAUGGUGUUCAUGUCGUUCUAUUCUGUACUGUACAUGUCAAGCCUGUUGCCGGCCAAAAUGUUCGCAAUAGCAACAAUCAACAAAUCCGGAUGGGGGACCUCUGGGAGGAAAACAAUAGUGGUGAACUUCAUUGGUCUGAUUCCUAUAUCAGUUUGGUUCACCAUCCUCUUCAUCGGGAUUAUCUACACAGUAAUCCUACAGACUAAAAAACCUUUUCCUGAAUCAGAAAAGAUUGUUCUGAUCAUAGGGGCAGUCGUCUAUGCCAGUUACUGGGUCAUACUGUUGACGUUGUAUGCAGUGCUCAUAAACAAGUGUGGGAAGAGGAAGAAGGAAACACACUAUGAUAUGGUGCUGGACGUAUGAUUUACAGUCAUUGUUUACCACUGAACUCUCCUUUCGGGUUGUUUUCACUCGUACGAUAUUGUUGUUAUGGAAAUGUUUUUCAGAUGCAGAGCAGCUCUGGAGGCAAAAUGAUUUGAGUUCAACCGAAAUGGGUAAAGAACCAGAGUUUAUUCAGACUUGAAUGCCACAAAUAUAAAUAGCAGCGGCAGGUUUUUUUGUUCAUUCAUGACCAUAGUGUUCAUGAUCUUGGAGCAUCAGCAUGCAUACUAAUUAGCUUACCUAAAAUACUUUCACCCUGAAAUGUUUAGCUGAAGAUCAGCUAGCAUAGCCUAACUAGCUAACCUAGAUAACUUGGAAUGGCAAGAUUACACAGAUUGCAGUUGGCUGCAAAGGCGCUAUAGGCUUUGUAAUAUUAGCUACCUCUUACCCAUGUCAUUUUCACUGGGCUUUAUUCUAACAUUUCCAUCUAGCCAAAGAAACAGUGGAUUUCUGGCUCCACCCAUUGGGGUUUAACUUGACCUAUGAGAAUAUUUUUCCUCCAGAGCAUCACUGUGUCUCCAAGAAAGGUUUGUACCCAAUCUAUAUUUUGCCCCUGCCUUAUGGAAGACAAAAGACUGCAAGUAUAUUUCGGCACAACACUAAAGAUAUCAUUCUUAACUGUAAAAGGAGAUGAGGCAGGCAGUAGGCAUCACUAUCUAAUUAAUGGAAUUGUAAUCUGCAUGUAUCUGGAUGGUCUGUGCGGAUCUCAUUAAUGGGCCACUUUACCAUUAAAAACAAACACAUAAAAAGACAAGAAGUUCAACUUAAUGUUGAGCUGUUAUUUCUGGAGUAAAUGCAUUGGUGAUACCUUUCCAGUGUUUCAAAGUCUCUCAUCGGAAGAGCUACAGUAUCAAUAUACAAAGAGUGAAAAUCUGCAGAAGGGCUUUAAAAUGAAGAGCUGCUCUCUUUCUUUUGUCGCACUCACGUCAUAUGGGAAAAAUACAAAGUUCCUCAUAGUCUGCACACAUUGUAAAUGUAUUUAUGAUGCAUCUAUCCACAAAAAACAUUUUGCAUCAUGUAAGUCACUACAUAAUUGCAACUCGUUAAUGUCCAGGUUAUUUGUUGUUAUAGGUUGUGUUUGUGGUUGACAUUACAGUGUUUGAUUUGGUGUUUAAAAUGAAUCAAAAUGCAUCACUCUGGCACAUGUAUCCUGAAUGUGAAAAGGUGCAAGAUCCUUUGAAAUAUCUAAUCAUGGUAUGAAAAGGCAACAAAUCUAUUUGAAUAUAUAUUUGAAUGUGUGGAUACUUCCAAGUUUUGAUCUUGGACAAUCAGUUGUUAUUCCCAUAUGACGUGAAUGCAGUAUUUUUUUCAACGUUUACAAAGUGAAGAAUCUCAAACUGAUCACGGAUUGGUAGAUAUAAUCUCCACCAGAUCAGGUGACCAGCGAACAUGUGACCAGAAGAGAGAUGGUGUAUCAUUGCUGCUGUGACUGUUUUAUUUUUACAGAAACAAUGACUUUUCUUUUUUUUCUUUUUUUUCUUUUUCUUUUUUCUUUUUUCUUUUUUUUUUUUUAAUAUGAAUGAUAUUGUGUAUUUUGCCAAAAUGGUUUUAACACUAUUAUUGUUCUUUCUACAAAGGUGAAUGAUAACCACCGAGCAGACACGGAGGACGCGUUCCAAUCCAAAGAUUUUGAGAUUUUUGUUGCCUUCCUCAUGCCCUUGCUCUCUUCCUUCCUUCACAUACUGUAUUGACUGUACUUCCUCUUUGCAUUGUGUUGAACAACCUGCAAUGGAAGAAGUAAAUGUGAAAAGAAAACACAAGGGGAUCUAAUGUGGGAAAAGUACUACCUGAUAACAGGAAUGUGAAUAAGGGCACUUGAUGGAAGGGAACAGCAUUUUGGAAUGAAACAAGUCCCGUGUUUGCUGUUGACCAGGAGCGGACAUGAGUUUAAUCCUUAUGCACUUUUAUGUCUCUCCUGUCGUCCAGUGUGAUGCUUGACGUAAUCAAGAUGAAAUACCUCAGUGGUUCUCUUUGCAUUGCAUCAAGGCGUCAGGAUGCCGUCCAAAGACUGAUGCAUUCUGAAGGUCUCAAGUAAUUUAUGAUCUGUUAGUGAUAUUAAAUAUAAAGUUGUCCUUUUUUUUAUAUGCAGUUCCUUAUUAAGUCAAAGCUGGAUCUCUCUGCCUUGUCGGCCCUUUGCUGUAGCCGUUUACUUAUUGUUACCUUGUAUUUCAGUGCAUUUUUAUACAUAUAGACAUUUUUAUUCUAUUUUUGCUUAGCUGCCAAAGAUUCUUUAUUUUCAAUUAUGUUUUUAUCAAAGAAAAUGGAAAAACGUAUUUUUUGUGCUUUCAACUGUUCUGACAAUGACUUGUAUAUCUGACCAAAAAAUGUGAAAUUAUGAGCUGGGGGUUUUGUCUGCAAUAACAACAAUGAAAAUGCAAUUUGUAGGGAUAAGUUAUUGAUUUCAAGAGAUAUGAUGAACCUGUGUUUUUGUACUUUGUACUUAACUAGAAAACCCGCAUAUUUAUGUAAGAACAUUCUGUGGUUUAUAGUAUUCUGUACUUAGUAAGACGUCCUCUGGUAUACAUGUAAAACCCCUAAGGUUCCAUAUGUCUACACUGCAAAAAAGACAUUUUUAAGAAAUUAUUUUUUAAUAUGUUCCGCAUUAGAACAUAAUUUUAAACUUUUUUUAAUGAUUACUAGAUUUCUUGCAGUUUUGAAACUUUAUGGAGUCAUGUCUCUGACUAUGUUGAGUUCUUAAUACAAAAAACAACAAAGCCAAAGCAGACUGAAAAAACAUCCUCCAAAAACAUUUAUAAAACAUUUGCACAAAAUUUGCAGAUUAUGUACGUGUAUGUUUUAAAGUUGUGAGGUGCCUAAUUAAGCAAAAACAAAAGAAAAAUUGGCAACAUUUUUAUACAGUUUUAAGGAGAGGUUGUGUUUUUAGGUUUUAAUGAAUGAGACCAACAACUGAACCAUGAGGUUGAUUUCAUGCCAAACUGGUCAUGGGCAGUGUUAUCAUCAAGCACUUUUGUGUUGUGCCAAAUAAAAAUAACUAUUGUUUUGA